This is a messenger RNA of Pochonia chlamydosporia 170, 1434 nucleotides long. RefSeq names its product NLI interacting factor-like phosphatase. Bases 1 to 1434 code for a protein of 477 amino acids. The record is from RefSeq and is a predicted model, not a curated record. Lineage: Eukaryota; Fungi; Ascomycota; Sordariomycetes; Hypocreales; Clavicipitaceae. Gene Ontology annotation, molecular function: phosphoprotein phosphatase activity. The transcript is spliced from 3 exons. Gene Ontology annotation, cellular component: plasma membrane.
AUGGGGAAUGACGGCAACCAGCUGUCGCCCGACGAGGUGGGAACAUCCAAGAGCGGCCGUGGUCUUCUCAAGGUUCCCUCAAGAUCCUCAUCGCAGCAAAGAAACCAGGCUUCGACCGCCUCGACAGGUUUAAGUGGUGCGACCGUCACCGACCAAAGAAGCAGCAUUGACGGUCGGUCAAAAGAGUCCCGAGGCAGCGUUCCCGGUCGGCAACGAAAUGGCAGUGCUUCAACCAACCGUACUGGUGGCGAAAGUGAGCGUGGUCAUAAUACAGGCAAUUCUCAACCCAGUUCCCCUUCUACGAGCGAACAAAAACGUAGACGGAAGAAAAAUGGGGGACUUUUAUCACUGCUGGGAUGCUGUGGUGUUCCUGACACCGCCAACACUCUGGAAGAAGGCGAAAGUGUGAAUGUCCAGAAAGUCGAGAAGCUCUCCCCGAGACCGGCCACCGCCAAAUCUCGACCACAGGCGGCCCAGGACCAACAAGCAGGAAAAUCACAUAAUGAGAAGGAAUCUGGCGCAGUCAUCCCCACCCCGGGCCAAACCGAAACUCAGGCAUCAAGCAGCGCGCAAGAGCCACAUACGAACUCUGAUCAAACGGGGAACGAAUCAAAACAAGCAGCUGCUCCCGCGGUAACGGUGGAAUCUCCGGCUCGACCGACUCAAGAAGAGGUGGAGCUCAGAGAAGGGACAGAGGCAGCUACCCAUGGCGAUGUAGAAAUGCAAGAUGAUAGGAGAGAGGAGCCUGAAGACAUGACAGCUACUGAUACAGAGGACUCGCAACAGAGGACCAUACCACCAGCUCCUACAGUUUCCGGACCAUCAGUUGUCUCUGCUGUCCCCUUAGCUGACGCUGGACCGUCCGCCCCUGAGCAACAGUCUUGGCUUCUGCCUCCAGUCGCGCCCGAGCACAAGGGCCGAAAAUGCCUUGUUCUGGAUCUGGACGAGACUCUUGUGCACAGUUCGUUCAAAAUUCUUCAUCAAGCGGAUUUUACGAUUCCCGUGGAGAUCGAGGGCAAUUAUCAUAAUGUUUAUGUUAUUAAGCGACCUGGUGUAGACGAAUUCAUGAAGAGAGUGGGCGAGCUGUACGAAGUUGUAGUCUUUACGGCGUCUGUCUCUAAGUACGGCGACCCUCUUCUGGAUCAGUUGGACAUUCACAAAGUAGUCCACCAUCGUUUGUUCCGAGAGAGCUGUUACAAUCAUCAGGGUAACUACGUCAAAGACUUAUCACAGAUUGGCCGAGACCUCAAAGACACCAUCAUUAUCGACAACUCACCAACUUCCUAUAUUUUCCAUCCGCAACAUGCCGUUCCAAUCAGCAGUUGGUUCUCGGACGCUCAUGACAACGAAUUAUUAGAUCUUAUCCCCGUUCUCGAGGACUUGGCAGGCCCCAACGUCGCAGACGUCAGCCUAGUCCUCGAUGUCACUCUUUGA